Zingiber officinale is the source of this 1970-nucleotide messenger RNA. Its product is annotated as ribosomal RNA-processing protein 7 homolog. Lineage: Eukaryota; Viridiplantae; Streptophyta; Magnoliopsida; Zingiberales; Zingiberaceae. Gene Ontology annotation, biological process: ribosomal small subunit assembly; rRNA processing. The record is from RefSeq and is a predicted model, not a curated record. The transcript has 11 exons. Bases 459 to 1742 code for a protein of 427 amino acids. Gene Ontology annotation, cellular component: CURI complex; UTP-C complex.
UCACCCAUUACCCCGCUUCUCUCUCGAUUUCCUCUCCCUCCUUCCUCCGCCGCUUAACCUCCGGCCAUCUCCGGUUCUCCGCCUUUUACUUGUCGAUCUACUCUCUCACUCGAUCUUGAUUUCUUCCACCACUCCAUCUCGGCUCCUCCCUCAACUUCCGUCCUCUUAACCUCCGGCCAUCUCCGGUUAUCCGCCUACUACUUGUCGAUCUACUCUCUCGCUCGACCUCGAUUUCCUUUGCCACUCCCUUACGGCUCCUCGACUUCCGUCCGCUGGACGCUGACUCUGGUCUUCUCGUCACCUCUCCCCUCCGACUGCUGCGUUGCUGCGCCUCUGACAUCUAUUCUGGGCAUUUACCUCAUGUCCUCAACAUCGACGACAAGUUAGAAGUGUUGCAUAGUCCUGAUCUUCUGUAAAAACAUUGGGGAAGGAAGAUAAAUAAUAAAUACCCAAACAAGAUGGCAAAGAAAGUGUUAGAUAAGAAAUCUGGAAAAGAAAGAGAAGGGACCAAAAAUCUUCUGCUUAAGCCAAAAAAGAAGAAUCUUAAGUUAAAAGAUCGAAAAGAAGCCAAAGGUGUUGAGGGAACUUUGCUUAAGCUUAAAAGGAAAAAGCUUAAGUUAAAAGAAGAACCAAGUCAACUAAGUUUCACUAAUCCAAAUGUUGGAGCUUCUACUGAGGUUGGAAGUAGUUUGAGCAUUGUGGAAGAUGUUGAAAAGCCUUUGCUUAAGCUGAGAAGAAGGAAACUUAAGCUAAAGAAAGAAUCUGUUAUUCCAAAUGUCGAAGGUGCUUCUCCUGAAGUUGAUAUUUUAAAAGUCGCUCAGGCAUCAGGAAAUGACUCUCCAGAGUUUGAAGGAGGAAACAGGGCUGUUCGCUCUGCCGGUGACGAGGAAGUGUAUUUUGUUAAAAGAGUCAAAACUAAAAAGGUAAAGAAGUCCAAAAGGAGCAAAAAGGAUGUUGAUUUUCUUGUAUCAAAGAGCAAUAGUAAACUGGAAGCCGAAAAGGUUCACCAGAGAUCCUUGGUGGAUGAAGAUUGUUCUAGUGGAAUGAAAAAGAAGGUUAAGAAGGAUGAAAAGAGGAAAAAGGAGAAUGCUCUUCAUGUAUCAAAGAACAAUAGUAAACUGGGAAUUCUCAGUACGGUAGAUGCUGAAAAAGUUGACGAGAGAUCCAUGGUGGAUGAAGAUUGUUCUAGUGGAAUAAAAGAGAAAGUAAAGAAGAAUGAAAAGAGUAAAAAGGUGAUUGAUCUUCAUAUAUCAAAGAACAACAGUGAACUUGGAAUUCUCAAUACAGUGGAUGCGAUAAAGGUUGAUGAGAUAUCCUUGGUCGAUGAAGAUUCUUCUUGCGGAAUGAGAAAGUGGAUUAAUGACUACAAGCAGAACAGACCGGGCUUGAAAAUACUGCAAGAAAGAAUUGAUGAGUUCAUAAUUGCUCAUGAAGCACAACUAGAGAAGGAAAAGAAAGAAAGAGAAGCACAGGCUGCAGAAGGAGGAUGGACAGUCGUGGUCCACCACAAAGGCAGGAAGAAAACAACUGAUCCAGAAAGUGGAAUAGCUGUGGGUUCGGUUGCUCAAGCUGCAGUGCUGGAUAAUAUGGCUAAAAAGAAAACCAAAGUUGCGGAAGAUUUUUACAGAUUCCAAAAACGGGAAGCGCGGAGAAGUGAGAUCAUGAUGUUGCAGAGCAAAUUCGAGCAAGAUAAGAAACGUAUCAAACAACUGAGAGAUGCAAGGAAGUUUAAGCCUUAUUGAAACCGGUUACAAUUUCUGUUGAAAAAAAAACGGAGUAGGAAUUUUUUCUUGAAUGGAACUCCAAUGCAGCCUAAUUAAUGUGGCAUCGGCUUUGGAUAAUGUAUUUGUUUUUGGGUAGACUAAUUAUGGUUUAUCUUUAUCUAAUGUGUAAGCAAUAUGUGACUACUAAAAAUAUCAGUUAAUAUUUUUUUUCAUAUAUUUAUAAAAAUUAAUUAGAUUUUAUUGUCA